CGUCGGCAGAAAAGACGCGCACACGUGGAGGAAAAACCGGAGCUUCACUUUUGAGGAGGAAAAAAAACUGAAACGAGCCGAAGUCUUAACGAGGAGAAGGGGAGGGAGGGGGCGCGACGAUGCUCCUGGCAGAGCCAAAGAGGUGACUGUAACGAGCCCUGGACGAAGAAGAAGAAGAAGAAGGAGCGCUGCUUUGUGAUCCCCUGGCAUUGAUAAAGAGAAUAAAAGUGUGUGAACUGACGGGUCAUGGAAAACCCCUGGAGGAGGAGGAGGACGCAGGCGGUGAGGUGGAAACUGCUGAGGAACUCGCUGCUGCUCUGUUUAUUCACCGGUGGCAGCAAAGCCCAGUGUGAAGGCUGCAUAGAGUACUGCUGCGAUGGAUCGCCGCCUUUCUGCUGCUCCUAUUACGCCUACGUGGGAGACGUCCUCUCGGGCACCGCCAUCUCUGGUAUCGUCUUCGGCGUGGUGUUCCUGAUGGGGGCGGUGGCGGCCUUGUUCCUGUGCGGGUGUAUGUGCAUGAAGAACGGCCGGGGCGCGCGGGUCGGUGUGUUCAGCACUUCCUACAUCAACACUGUGACUCAGGGCUACCCAGGUCCCCCUCCUCCAUACACCUACGACUACGAGAUGUACCCUCCCUCGCUGCACCCCCCGCCUUACACCCCAACCCAGCCUCAGCCGGCCAGCAACUCCCCCCCUCCUCCUUACCCUGGCUGCACUCGCAAGUGAAUCCCUGCAGCGCAGAUCAUCCAGCGGCCGGCUCAAAGGACACUCUCGCGCCCUGGCUUUUAAAGUCCUGGAGAUGGCUGCACAUGUCUCUGACCCAGUGCAAUAUUCAGCAGGCCAGAAUUCCCAGCUCCAGCCUGCAGGGUGGAAAUGUCACCACAUUUCUGCUCCUUGACAGCUGAGUCUGGACCAAACAGCGGGGAAAUAAAUACUGAUUUCACAUGAUGCCGGUCAGGAGGACACCCACACACGUCCAAAUUCUGACAGACUCGUCCGUUAGCUGCCCUGCUAGCCUGCAGCCAGUACUUUUCCCCCCGCUAAUAUCCAAUAUCCUCAUCUGUCCCUGGCUGUGCACAUCAAAGGCAGCGCGCCGCCACCGCCGCUUUGAUGGAGGUGAAGACCACUUUUGUCGGCGUGGAGGGAAACCUCACAUCACUGGAGGAGAGAAGUCUUUCCAGGACACAAUGUAGACUAAGCUUUUAUUGAAAGUUAUCUAUCACCCCCAAAUUUUUAAAAAACUUGACUUAUGUCAGAGACUGAGGUGGAAGUUGAUGAUUAAAGCUGUUUUAAACAAGUCAGACGUGGACCUGUCAUGUUUAGACACAAAGACUUGAAUACAAUGCAUAAUGAUACUGACCUUAAUGGCAUGGAAAACUUGAAAGGACCGGCUUGUUGGUAAUUGGUUUUCAUUGCCUUACUUGAAGCAAUGUGAGUGUGAAAACUGAGCUGGGGGGUGGAGGUCACGUCACGUUCAGUUGAACCAAAAUUCUCUUUUGAAAUAAAAAAAAACCUUUUGUCUUUGCGUUCAUUUGAAUUGCAGGUUUGGAACUGAAAGUGAACUGACCUCACUGCUUGCUGCGACUGCUUCCUGUGAUGGAUGACUGUGAAUGAUGGAAGGGAAUUAAUUAUUUUUAUUAAUUAUUAGUUAAUAAGUGUUUCUUUACUGUUUGUUGUACAUUAAAGAUGUGAUUAAAGACGUAACGUUUUUAA
This is a messenger RNA of Chelmon rostratus (copperband butterflyfish), 1713 nucleotides long. It is a transcript of the gene cyyr1, whose product is annotated as cysteine/tyrosine-rich 1. NCBI's taxonomy places the organism in Eukaryota, Metazoa, Chordata, Actinopteri, Chaetodontiformes, Chaetodontidae. The coding region runs from base 247 to 726 and encodes 159 amino acids. The record is from RefSeq and is a predicted model, not a curated record. The transcript is spliced from 4 exons.